AUGAAACGUGCAGCGCAUGAGGUGACGGGACUUGGACAAGCAUGCAAAUUGAAGAACGUCGAUGCUGUUGUUGUUCUUGAUAGCUCGAUGAGUGUUGGUGCGGAGCACUGGCAGGAACUGUUGAAGCUGACAAAGCAAUUUGGUGACACGCUGGACUCCAGUGCCGGCCACAGUCGAUUGGGUCUAGUGAGCUACAGCGAUUCUGUCACCGUCCUCAGAAAACUACAAAAAAUACCUUCUGGUACGGCUCAGUUCGAGAAGGAGCUAGGAGCAGCGUCGUUCAUGAAUGGCAACACAUUCACUCCAAAAGCCCUCGACUCUGCAUACGAACUCUUCAAAGAGACUAUACAUGAAGACUCAGAAGGUGCCGAGGACCAAGAAAAAAGGCGUCUCUUGUUACUGGCGACGGAUGGCUGUGCCGAUAUUUAUGGCAAGGAAUACGGGAGCUUGGAACACCACUAUCGUGCCGCUGUUGGAAACCUAGAUAAAGUUCCUCAUUUGCACACACUGGUACUAGGUAUAGGAAAGCAAGUAUGUGUCGAAGAGCUUCGCUACAUCGCCGGCUGUGACCCACGAAGCCUGGAUGCUCCCUGCCCGUCUCUCCUUCUGACAUCAUGGGAUUCUCUGCAAAAGGAUCUGAGACGUCUCGACAAAGACGUGUGCGAAGAAAUAACGAUGGAAGAGAAAGAAGACCAGGAAAUGCCACCAGUAGUGCCGGAAACACCUGAGAUCUCUACCACAACUUGCCACAAAGGUAGAGUGGAUGCAGUAGCGGUUCUUGAUGGAUCGGGAAGUAUCAGCAGGGCGGACUGGAAGAAGACCCGGGAUAUCGCGAAAUUAUUUUCUGGCGCCUUAAACAUUGCUGAGGAUCAGAGUCACGUGAGUGUGGUGCGUUUUUCCACGACUGCAAGAGCAGACUGGUCUCUGGUACAGCCGGUCUCAUGGACAGAAAAACAACUAACUAAUCGCAUUUCGCGGUUGCCUCAACCGUACGGAGGUACGAAUACACCAGCAGCUCUAGAAGAAGCGUACAAAAUAUUUGUCACGUCCAUGAACAACCGAGAUGAACACGACUCAGAACACGUUCAUCGUGUUUUGCUCCUUGCCACCGAUGGCUGCGUAAAUCAGUGGGACCGGUUUAAGUUUCGGACGCCAGAGGCGCACUUGCAUGAUGUCUUGGAACGGAUGUCCAGUCUUAAAAACUUGCACAUCAAAGUCCUCGGAAUUGGCAAAAGCAUAUGUCACUCAGAGAUACGGCUCAUUGCGGGCUGCGACCCUAAAGGGACGGAGUCUUGUCGAAACGCGAAGUAUACGGACUUCAAUUCCGUGUUGGACGAACUUCCAGAAUACCUGGAAGAAAUAUGUGAGGAGGUAGAGCAUGGAGUCUUGCCCCCUGUAAGUAGCCCCGAAGAUGUGACGAUUCCAUCAGAAGAGCCGGAAGGUGGUCCUCCAGCUGAAGAGGAAGAGGGUGGCCUCCAACCACCCACGGAAGGAGCGGGUGAAGAGGAAGGGUUUCCUCCAACGGAGGGGCUACCAGGCGAGCAGCCUCCCGUGCCCGAGGAGCCAGGCGAGGAGACACCCGGUGCUGGUCCACUGCCAGAGGAGCAUCCGCCAACAGAGGCGCAUCCGCCAACUGAAGAGGAAGGGGGUCAGUUCGAGCCUUCCACAGAAGGAGAAUGUGAACGGGAAGAAGACACUCCGGAAACGCAGCCACCGACCACCGAGGAGCCAGGCGAGGAGGCACCCGGUGCUGGUCCACUGCCAGAGGAGCAUCCGCCAAUUGAGGAGCUUCCUCCCACUGAAGAGGAAGGCGGCGAGCUCGAACCACCCACGGAAGGAGCGGGUGAAGAGGAAGGGUUUCCGCCAACGGAGGGGCUACCAGGCGAGCAGCCUCCCGUGCCCGAGGAGCCAGGCGAGGAGGCACCCGGUGCUGGUCCACUGCCAGAGGAGCAUCCGCCAAUUGAGGAGCUUCCUCCCACUGAAGAGGAAGGCGGCGAGCUCGAACCACCCACGGAAGGAGCGGGUGAAGAGGAAGGGUUUCCGCCAACGGAGGGGCUACCAGGCGAGCAGCCUCCCAUGCCCGAGGAGCCAGGCGAGGAGGCACCCGGUGCUGGUCCACUGCCAGAGGAGCAUCCGCCAAUUGAGGAGCUUCCUCCCACUGAAGAGGAAGGCGGCGAGCUCGAACCACCCACGGAAGGAGCGGGUGAAGAGGAAGGGUUUCCGCCAACAGAGGGGCUACCAGGCGAGCAGCCUCCCGUGCCCGAGGAGCCAGGCGAGGAGGCACCCGGUGCUGGUCCACUGCCAGAGGAGCAUCCGCCAAUUGAGGAGCUUCCUCCCACUGAAGAGGGAGGCGGCGAGCUCGAACCACCCACGGAAGGAGCGGGUGAAGAGGAAGGGUUUCCGCCAACAGAGGGGCUACCAGGCGAGCAGCCUCCCGUACCCGAGGAGCCAGGCGAGGAGGCACCCGGUGCUGGUCCACUGCCAGAGGAGCAUCCGCCAAUUGAGGAGCUUCCUCCCACUGAAGAGGAAGGCGGCGAGCUCGAACCACCCACGGAAGGAGCGGGUGAAGAGGAAGGGUUUCCGCCAACGGAGGGGCUACCAGGCGAGCAGCCUCCCGUGCCCGAGGAGCCAGGCGAGGAGGCACCCGGUGCUGGUCCACUGCCAGAGGAGCAUCCGCCAAUUGAGGAGCUUCCUCCCACUGAAGAGGAAGGCGGCGAGCUCGAACCACCCACGGAAGGAGCGGGUGAAGAGGAAGGGUUUCCGCCAACAGAGGGGCUACCAGGCGAGCAGCCUCCCAUGCCCGAGGAGCCAGGCGAGGAGGCACCCGGUGCUGGUCCACUGCCAGAGGAGCAGCCUCCGCCGUCUGAAGAGGGAGGGUUCAUGCCGCCGUCGGCUGGCGGAGCGCAGGAAACGACACCCUUGCCUCCUGCAGAAGAAAGCACUCCUUCAGAGACUGAACCGUUUCCGGAGAUCCCGGAGGAGCUGCCGGAAGCUGCUGAGAAGGAAGAGGAAGGUGGCGCGCCCAUCGCUGCAAUCGCCGGAGGUAUUAUUGGAGGCGUGCUGCUGCUUGGAGCCGCUGGCGCAGGAGCGUAUGCGUUGCUCGGAGGAGGCGGAGCGGCGGCGGCGGCAGGGUCUGCUGAUGCCGGCGAGGCAGUCACUCAAGGCGAAGGAGCUGAAGAAGCUGAGGACCGAGAAGUUGGCAUCGAUAUAGACGAAGAUAUGUUCGCUGUCGACGAGAUGUAA
Molecule: messenger RNA, 3243 nt
Organism: Toxoplasma gondii ME49
Lineage: Eukaryota; Apicomplexa; Conoidasida; Eucoccidiorida; Sarcocystidae
Product: von Willebrand factor type A domain-containing protein
Exons: 3
Coding region: 1-3243 (1080 amino acids)
Source: RefSeq, a predicted model, not a curated record